Messenger RNA from Crotalus tigris (Tiger rattlesnake), 5974 nucleotides. It is a transcript of the gene MBTD1, whose product is annotated as mbt domain containing 1. The transcript is spliced from 16 exons. Gene Ontology annotation, biological process: regulation of DNA-templated transcription. Gene Ontology annotation, cellular component: nucleus. The coding region runs from base 42 to 2006 and encodes 654 amino acids. Lineage: Eukaryota; Metazoa; Chordata; Lepidosauria; Squamata; Viperidae. The record is from RefSeq and is a predicted model, not a curated record. Gene Ontology annotation, molecular function: zinc ion binding.
AGCGGGGACGGUCGGAGGCAUCCUCUGCCCAUGAGGGCCUGAUGGAAAACACAAAGGAUCUGACUGAACAUCCUUCAAGGUCAGAAAGGAAGAGACGUGAUUCAUUCGGGAUGUUCGAUGGCUAUGAUAGCUGCAGUGAGGAUACAAGUAGUAGUUCUAGUUCUGAUGAAAGUGAAGAAGAGGUUUCUCCCUUACCUUCCAAUCUCCCGAUAAUCAAGAACAAUGGGCAGGUUUACACUUAUCCAGAUGGCAAAUCUGGCAUGGCUACCUGUGAAAUGUGCGGGAUGGUUGGUGUCAGAGAUGCCUUUUACUCCAAGACCAAGCGCUUCUGCAGUGUUUCCUGCUCAAGAAGCUACUCAUCGAACUCUAAGAAGGCCAGUAUUCUGGCCAGACUUCAGGUAACGGGAAAACCUCCCACUAAGAAGGCUAAAGUGUUACAAAAACAACCUUUAGUUGCUAAAUUAGCUGCAUAUGCUCAAUACCAAGCAACGGUACAGAACCAGUCCAAGACUAAAACAGCAUCUGUUCCAAUGGAAGGUUUCAGUUGGGGCAACUAUAUCAAUAGCAAUAGUUUCACAGCAGCUCCUGUGAAUUGUUUCAAACAUGCACCUAUGGGGACAUGCUGGGGUGAUAUCUCAGAAGGUGUGCGUGUGGAAGUCCCUAACACAGAUUGCAGCCUACCUACCAAAGUCUUCUGGAUUGCUGGGAUUUUGAAAUUAGCAGGUUACAAUGCUUUAUUAAGAUAUGAAGGCUUUGAAGGUGAUUCAAAUCUUGACUUCUGGUGUAACAUCUGUGGACCUGAUAUCCAUCCAGUUGGUUGGUGUGCAACCAGUGGGAAACCUCUAGUUCCACCACGAUCCAUUCAACACAAAUAUACAAAUUGGAAAGCUUUUCUGGUAAAAAGACUCACCGGUGCCAAAACUCUUCCUCCUGACUUCUCUCAGAAGGUAUCUGAAAGUAUGCAGUAUCCUUUCAAGCCUUCUAUGAGAGUAGAAGUUGUCGAUAAAACACACCUCUGCCGAACACGGAUAGCAGUUGUUGACAGUGUAAUUGGAGGCAGGUUAAGAUUAGUGUAUGAAGAAAGUGAGGACAAAACAGAUGACUUCUGGUGCCAUAUGUACAGCCCACUCAUUCACCCUAUUGGUUGGUCUCGGAGUAUAGGACAUCGAUUCAAAAGAUCUGAUAUUACCAAGAAGCAAGAUGGUCACAUUGAUGCACCCCCACAAUUAUUUGCUAAGGUAAAAGAAGCUGAGUCCAGUGGAGAAUGGUUCAAAGAGGGGAUGAAAUUGGAAGCCAUAGAUCCCUUAAAUCUUUCUGCUAUAUGUGUGGCAACAAUUAGAAAGGUAUUAGCAGAUGGAUAUCUUAUGAUUGGGAUUGAUGGAUCUGAGGCAGCUGAUGGGUCUGACUGGUUUUGUUACCAUGCAAUCUCCCCUUCUAUAUUCCCUGUUGGUUUCUGUGAAAUUAACACGAUAGAACUAACUCCACCCCGAGGUUAUGCAAAGCUACCUUUCAAAUGGUUUGACUACCUCAGGGAAACAGGUUCAGUAGCAGCCCCUGUCAAAUUCUUUAACAAGGAAGUUCCAAACCAUGGGUUUCACGUUGCAAUGAAACUGGAAGCUGUGGAUCUCAUGGAACCUCGUUUAGUAUGCGUGGCCACAGUAACUCGCAUAAUCCAUCGUCUGUUGAGGAUACAUUUUGAUGGCUGGGAGGAUGAAUAUGAUCAGUGGGUAGACUGUGAAUCUCCUGACCUCUAUCCUGUAGGGUGGUGUCAGCUAACAGGUUACCAGCUACAGCCUCCUGCAUCACAGUCUUCAAGAGAUAGCCAAUCAAGUUCAUCAAAGCAGAAGAAAAAGUCUAAAUCACAGCAGUACAAAGGACACAAGAAAAUAUCUUCACUGCAGCUAAAAGAGGAAUUGAUAGAUGGAGAGGAAUACAGCUUUCUUCAAGGAGCUUCUGAUCAGGAAAGCAAUGGAUCAGCCAGCCAGUACAUCAAGCAAGAACCCUAAGGGUAAAUCUGAACAGGAUGGUACAAAACAAGGCUUCCUUAAGACUGAUGUUCCCAUUCAGAUGUUACCAUUUGAUGGCUUCUACUAAGGGCACUUUGCUAACUGCGGUUAAGAUUUCAAUUCAGAAUUUUUGGAGGACAAGAAAACUAUUUUAGUGGGGGGGAAAGAAUUUUCAAUUUAUUAAAAAUUGACAUGUUUGUGUUGUAUUUGAAGCUUUUGAAAGAAUUUUUGUAAUAUUUUCAAGUUCAGAUUGUUAAAAAAAAAGAUACUCUAAUUUUUUGGUAAGAAUUAAAAAGCUUAAUUAUAGCAGGAUUGCAGGAAACCCUUUGAGGAAGAUGAGAUGGUAGAAUAGUUGAAAACACAAAUGAACUGUUUGUGAUGAGUGAACCUUCUGGUACAAGCUGGGAGCUUCUGAACUGAAAAGCUACACUAGUCAUGCCCUGUCUUUUCCUCAGUGACAUCAUGAGACACGGUGAUGAAGCGUAAGAAAAGAAAUUGAAAGGAUGGAGUAUUAAAAUGUUUUCUCCUGGCACAGUGAUAUACUGACAAAUCUGCUUAAGAUUUUGGAGAAUUAAGCUUUGGUCUUGUCUUCAUUAAAGUUAUUGAGGCUGUUACUUGUUAAUAUUUUGAAGUACUGAGAUAUUCACACAGAUGAUCAGCAAAGCUCCCAUAUGUCAACUGGUAUAUGGGACAUUUUGUUUUUUCUUGUGCAAGGAACUGAAAGCUCUUUUUCUAGUGAAACAGCAACAGAUUUGAUUUCCAUCCUGAUGGAAGACACACCCUGAAACGAUGCAGCAGUCGGCUCCUGAAGACGGCAUUACUCUUCUCUACACAUUUGGAAGAACUUUUGAUUGUUGCAAACUGAGCUGGUUUGCCCGAAGAUGCUUUGGAGCCUGUGUUGAACACAGUAUUUUCUUGGCUGCUGAUACCUUUCUCAAGAAUUUGUCAUAACUAGUGUGGCAUGAAUGCUGAAUUUCUUGGAAACUGUUCCUGGAUAGUUAAAUCUGUAUGGAAGUUAACAGAUGGAAUCAUUCACAGAACUUUAAAAUGUUGACAUUUCCAUUCUGGUGUCAUGACGGGAUGAUAUAUGUCACAGAGUUUUGCUUUUACCAGUAAGGUUCAUUUACUAAACUCUCAGGAAUUAACUGCUUAUAUUCUGUAAUUGCUUCUGGGUCAUAGCAAGUCGACUUUAGAGCAGUCUGUCUGAUUCUUGUUUCAAGGGUAGGGUUUAGAAAAAAAUUAAUUCUAUAGAUUAACCUCUACACCCUUUAAAUCUAAUGCUUUAUGACUAGCAACUCUCCAAGCCCCAGAGACAAUUUUUGGCAUAUAAAUGUUUUAAAUUUUUAAACGCAUAGAAAGUUGAAAACCAGCAAUUUUGAUUAUUUUCUUAUCUUUGUUAUUGGGUACAUACCAUUUGUGAUAUGCAAAGGUUUACCACAUUCUAUGCAAGAGGGGAUAAUGGUGUAAAAUUUUGUAGUAACUUCUGGAAGUACAUUUUUUUCCUGUAUUAAUAUAGGACUGUAUGAAACAAUUCCUACUCUUUUUUUUUCUUUUUUCUUUUUUACAUAGCUGGGCCAUUGUUGAAAACUGCUUCAUGUAUGCAUUUAAAAAACUGAGUAUCGAGUGUCAAAUAUUGUGAAUAUAAGUGGAAACUGCAUACUGUAUUGUUAUGUCUCUAAAAAGAUUAUGUUCAUUAUCCUUAGAAGUACAAGGGGCGAUCUGGGCUUAGCUGAUCUGCCUUCUUCCUUCUUUUCCUCUAGGAAUAUAUUUCUCUCCCUCAUUCACAAGUGCUCCAUUACAGCUGUUUUUCAAACUUCCCUGGUUUACAAAGCAGUUCAUGAUGCUACAAAAAAAGAGCUGCUCUUGGGGGAGGGGAGCAAAAAGCUGUAUCAUGUUUGUGUGUACCCAGAUGCGCGCACACGUACACUCAUAUGCAUGCACACUUAAGGAUUCCCUGAAUCACAGUAAUUUUGAAAUCAUAAUUCAGGCAUCAGUCCCUUAGCACAGUAUUUCUUAGGCCAGUGUCUCCCAAAUGUAAAUGAUCCAUGUCAUCAGGCCGUUUACCUGUAGGAUAGAAUCCUUCAAAAGCAAGAUGAGAUUCCAGAAGGAAUUGCAUCGAAAACUGAGUGAUCCAUAUUUUUUUUCCAUCUCAGAUCAUAAUUCUGUCAGCCAUGCUCACCUAUAAUAAUGCAGAACUGAUAGGAUGAAUGUUGUGGUUUGUAAAGGCCACUGUAUAAUAACUGCAUUGUCAGAGACUCUUGAGGACUUGCAGAAUAACAUUUAUAUACCAGGUUCUUCUGAUUUUUAUCAGAAAGAUAAUAUUACUGUGAAAAAGACAUCCUGAGUAAGGUCUGUAUUAAUGGCUUUUGCCUUGAGGCCAGCAUAAAAACUUGGACUUAUGUAGAAAUUGAUUCUUGUUUAGUUAUACGAUCUAAACAAGCUUGAACCAAAAGAACAUACAUUUAGGCACAGUUACUCCCAAUUCCUAGUGGACACACAUUGUGUGUAUUUUGUAUCUGUAGGAUUGGCAGAAAAUCAUGAGGUGCAGUAGUGUUUCCCCAUUCCUGUGCAUGUUAUGAUUGGAGAAUUUCACUAAUUUCUGUCAGUCUUACAUUGGAAUGGCCUUUGUCCAGAUGAACAGAUGCCCUCUUCUACCUCGGAAUAUGGCAGCUCCUGAAAAAACCCACAACUACAUUUAAUCCCUACCACAUCAGCUGAGAACCUGAUGUUGAACCAGCAAUUCUGCAAGAUGUUAGAAGACCUAUAAUUAUGUUUGGGAGAGAAUGGCCUUGAUUACUGCUAUAGUGCAGGUUCUCUGAUUUUUGGAGAUAACUUACACAUUUAUGUCAAGUAGGUACUGCUAUCCUUUCAGGAUUUUCAUUCUCCCAUUUCUACAUCCUGAUACAUGUACCUGAUUAAAUGAAAACCUAAAUAUGAAAACUUUUUUCAAAUCUUGAAAUUCUUUUUCCAUGAAACCCUUGAGUGACACCUUUUACACAUUAGUUGUUCAUUUGUCUUUUUUCUUCAGUGUUCAUUCUGAGUAAUGUUUAUGUGUGGCCUCUUAAAAAACAGCAACCAGAUGACUGUAAACUUUUAGUACCAUUGGUUCAUUUUUUUAAUGAUUUAGUUCUAACAUCUCCAGUUUGCUGUGAACUAAUUACCACCAAUAAACUGGGAUGGAAUCAGAUUGGAGGGGCUAAGUGGAUAUUGCUUUGAGACUUGUACUUCUGCUGUGGGUCAGCUAAUAUUACAGUAUUUGGCACAAGGCAGGAUCUUUUUAAAUAAGGCACCAUAGGCAAGGUAAAUUACAUUGCAAGGGCUCCUUUGUACAGCUCAGAAUAUUACAUCUUUUUCACGCUUUAAAUUUCCUUGCUGAAUCAGAGGAAUACAAAAGCAGUUAUCGACUUCUUGUUCUAUUGAUACUAACACGGGUUUCAGUGUUUGUUUGUUUUUAUUGUUGUCAUUUUUAUGUGAUGUGAACACCUAUUCCCAUCAAUAUUUGUAUUAUGGUGCUAAUAUAUUGGUAACAAUCCUUUAUUGGAAAGGGAUUAAAACUGUGAUUAAAUUGAUUUUUUUUAAUUUUCAUAUUUAAGUGAAAUCUCAGCCAUUUAUAUAAAAAAGGAAAAAAAAGCAUGAGCUUCUGCCUCUGGGAAAAUGAUCAAGGCAGAGGUUAAAAAUGGUUUUUACAUCAUUUCUGUAUGUAUUUGAUAUAUAGAUCACUAUCUGUAUAAAUUUAAUCUUUUAUUUUCUUGGUUAUUUGUGUGGUCAAAUGGGAACAUUUAAAACCUCUAAUGUACAUAACUCAGUGAAAAUUGCUUUUGAAGAAAUUAAUGUUACUUUCAUUUUUAACAGACUGCAGAUUUUCAAGCAUGGAUGUGAAAAAGCAUUAAGAAUAUAACUUUGUGUACAAGAUGAAAAUAAUUCACUAAAUUUGCCUUUUUUACACAAAAUAAAAAUGUUAAAAAGAA